AUGGAUCGCCUCACAACACAGUGCUCUUCGUCAAAGGAGAUGAUGAAGGCCAAGGCGAUGCCAACGAAGCCUAAGGCCUUACCGAAGAGGCGCCCAAGUGCUCCCUCGUUGCGUGGUCCAAUGCCAAAACAAAGACCGGCAAAGCCCUCCUGUCACUUUGCACCAAUGCCAUUGCAGCCGGCUGCUCCUCGGCCUCCUUCACAUCCGCCACCGAAGCACCUACUACAGGAAGCCAAGAGGCAACGCACCGCUUCCCCCUGGGACGACGAUGAGGUGACGGAGGAUGAAGAAGCUGAUCAAUGGAAGUGGCAGGAUUGGCAUGGGCAGUGGGAUGAUGAUGGGGACGAUGACGAAUGGGUCUUCAAUUGGAUGAAGCGGAAACAUCCUUCUCGGUCUUCGAAACCCUCUGCAGCACCGUGGUUUGAGGACGAUGACAACGAUUGGGAGCAGCCUUGGCCGAAACGACCAAGAUUUUCCGAUGCACCUGAACGAUGGAGCGAAGAAGAGUGGGAACAGUCACGGCAGGAGGCGGAGUUGAAGCUGCUGGGGGAGUUGGCUCCUUCGGAAUCCAGUUGGGAAUAUUUCAUCUCCGACGAGAGCCGGCGAUCCUUUGUUGGCUACUUGCCGUCUGCGUUCACUCCCAAAGAGUGUGGCAUGAUGUUUAAACAGAUCAAGGAGAGUGUGUCUUUUCCUGAGCCGAUGACCCCGGGUCAGCGGACACGAACAGCCUGGAUGACCAGAGGCUGUUCCUGCAAGUACUGCUAUGGUGGUCUAGAGCUGGAGAGCGAGCAAUUUCCUGUGUGGAUGCUGGAGAUUCUCAAGAAGGUCAUGAAGCAUUGUGGACUCCUGUCGAAGGACUGGCCCGACUCCUGCACCCUCAACUUCCUUGAGGACGGUGAAGCUUCGAUGGGCUGGCACGCAGAUGACGAGGGCCUUUUUCAAGGGAAGUUGGAGGACAUUAGUGUGGUCUCGUUGUCCUUGGGAGAGUCACGCACCUUUGAGUUGCGGCGGAACUGGCCGGAGGCUGAGAAGGCCACUGAGAAGAUUACGUUGAAGAGCGGAGACCUGUUGACCAUGGAGGGCAUGACCCAGAAGCACUUCAUGCAUCGCAUUCCCAAAGCUGGAUGUAGUGGUCCUCGAAUCAGUCUCACUUGGCGUUGGAUUCGCAAGCACUACCCCGAGUGCUUGGCUCACAGAUCAACCAUGAACGGAGCUGUGGAGAACUUCAAGCUUGAGCUGCAAGACUCCUGUGCCCGUAUCAUCUGUGCUGCCGAGCAGGAGCUGGCGUCUGCCAACUACGAAGCCAAGAAGCGUAAAGAGGACUUUUCCGAGUUCACAUCCUUCGAUGACACGAAGAUCCAAUCUGGAACUGCGGGCAUGUGGAAUGAGAUUGCCAAUCCGACCAGAGAUCUCGAUGAGCGCGAGCGUGCCCUGAUACUCCGAGAGGCAGAUGUGGAUCGACGCGAGAGAAUUCUGCAGGCCAAGGAGGAUAACCAUUUGCUUCCGAUGACUCCGACCCCUGCCCGCGCUGGGGCUCGUUUCUCACCGCGCUUGCCGCUCCAGGCGACCCAACAAACAGACGACUAUGGGUUGUCACCGGUGCUGUUCUCUUCGACCAAGUCAGGUCAGGAGACCUUGGAAUCCUUCUGCAUUCCUUCACCAUUGGUGACCGAGUCCGAGCUUGACACCGUGGAGGUCGGAAGCUGCCACCGGUUGAAGGCGAUGUUUGAGCGACGGGACAUGGACACGCCACGCCCUACCGCACGCAGGACUGGCGGCCCGAGUCAGACGAUUGCUGCAACUGCAGCAGCACUGCAGGCUGCUGUGACCGGGAAUGCUACCGAGGGAAGGAAGCCGCGAGUGACAAUGCAGGAGUUGCUACGACAGGAUGAGGAGCGGCUCUCAGUUUACUGA
Durusdinium trenchii is the source of this 1914-nucleotide messenger RNA. Lineage: Eukaryota; Dinophyceae; Suessiales; Symbiodiniaceae. The record is from the annotation of a GenBank genome assembly.